Carica papaya (papaya) is the source of this 1746-nucleotide messenger RNA. Its product is annotated as Gap junction beta-4 protein. The record is from RefSeq and is a predicted model, not a curated record. Lineage: Eukaryota; Viridiplantae; Streptophyta; Magnoliopsida; Brassicales; Caricaceae.
CCAAGUACCUUGAGACUACAAAGCUCCUCGAUUUUGCCACGUGUCCCCAUUUCCUCUCCCGCGUCAUACAUCUAUCCGUUAACCCUAAUCGCUCUUUCUCGCUCUCUCUUCUCUCUCUUCCUCCUCUCUGCAACUCUUCUGCCCCAGAAGAGGAGAAGAGAACGCGAACACAAAGAUCCAUAUAUAAGACAAACAAGAAAAACAAGAAAAUUGGAGGAAGAUGGGAAAACUUCUAUGCGAUACAACCACUGUUGCCGAGACAUUUCAGACCUCAUCCCCCACCGUAUCUUGGAGGGAACCGAAGACGGCGUCUCUGGAAGCUGUGGAUCUUGUUGACCAGUCAACCAACACGGUGACUGCCACUUGGGACGACGUCGUAGGUCUGGAGGAUCAGCAGAGACGGCAUCUAGAGAGGCUGCAAUCCAAGGGAGUUCUGUGGAAGCACCCAGGGGAUGACUCUGCCUCUGUGGUCUUUCGCCUCUCCCAUGGAGGCGAGGUCUCUGCAGAUGGAAACUGCCUUUUCACUGCCUCGCAGAAAGCCAUGGCGCGUGAGGUUGACGCGCGGGAUUUGCGGAGGCGGACGGUGCGGCGGUUCUGAGAUCUUGGAUCGGUGUGCCAGGAGGAGAGAGAGGUAAUCAACGACGCGAUUCGUCACAUGUACUCGCCGGAUCUGAAGAACGGGUGGGGCAUUCACGUGGUUCAAGAGGUCAAGUUGCUUGCCAAGAAGGAAGAUCGGGUGGUAUUAGAUUCAGCUAUUGACGAGCUUAUUCAGCUGGGGAUGCAAAGAGAAAUGGCUGCUGAGUCUAUUUACAAAGAGAGAUGUAUUCCGGUGAAUGAUGGCUCAAGUUGGGCCAAGUACAUGUCGAUCUGUGGUUCUCCUGAUGAUGAAUAUGAUAUCAUCACUUUGCAAUAUACUGAGGAGGGUUUGUUAUCUGUAGAUGAAAACAGAGAAGGUCAUGCUGCAGCUUUUGGAGAUGAUAUAGCAAUAGAGUGUCUUGCAACAGAGUUCAAGCGAGAGAUAUAUGUGGUGCAAGCACAUGGAUCAGAUGCAAUGGUAGAUGAAGACAAUUGUGUUUUUUUCCUUCCACAUCGUCCAAGAAGUGAAAUUUGUGAACCCCCCUUCUUUUUGUUCAUGAAAGGAACAGGCUGGUGUGGUGCUGGUGCUGACCACUAUGAACCAUUGAUUGCGCAUCCUUCCUCACUUGUUUCACAAGAGAAGGUUGCACUGGUGCUCUGACAGCAUCACCCAUACAAUUUUGUGCCUUACAAUUUGAGUAGGAGUUUGAGCUUUUCCCUCCAAUGUUUGGCAUGCAAUCUAGUUCUCUUGAUUCUUUCUGGGGUGGCAAGCAGAAUUUCAUUGCAUAUCGUUCAUUUUUUCUUCUGAUUAACAUUAUUUAGCAUCCCGUACCCAUGACUCUUUUAACUUGCAGGUUUUUUUGCCUGCACAUGAGCAACUCUGUAGUAUUUUUAAUGGUUUUGGCCGGCUGCUGUUGUUGUUGAGUUUUUUUUUUUUCUUUUUCGAGGGUGAUUGUGUUGUCUAGUGGAGGUGCUAUUUCACUCAAGCUGGAAUAGUGUUGUAUGGUAUGCUAGACUCCGUUCCUUGAUAGGAAUGACUUUGUUAGUUUGCUCGGAAAUGGAUAGGAUUUUAUUCGUUUAUUCUUUUUUUUUUUUGGGUGUAAAUCUUGAGGAACCUUGUGCCAAUUUUAGGUAGGUAUUAUCUUUGUGAAAGCAUCUUUCUAAGUGUAA